AUGCAGUGUGCAGCCACUGGUGACAGGCCCCCGCAGUUUGUGUGGGAACGGGACGGCAUUGUCAUAUCCAGCAAUACUGAGCACAGAUAUGCCUUAGGCCAAGUGAUGACGUCAGACAACGCGGUGGUCUCCCAACUGAACAUCACGAGGGUACGGGUGGAAGAUGGGGGGCUGUACAGUUGCACAGCGAGGGAGGGGGAGCAUGCCUCUGUACAUGAGAACCGGCUGGACGUUUAUGGUCCACCCUACAUCAGAUCUCUUCCCCCAAUUAAAAUUCAAAGCGGAGAAUCUGUCAACUUGAGAUGCCCUUUUUAUGGCUAUCCCAUCAGUAAAAUCGACUGGGAAUACCAAGGCAAAACUUUGUCUACAAACACACUAUUUCAACGUUACCGACGAUCUUUCAAAUAUAAAAUCCGAAGAGACGCCCCCUUGGUGAACCUUAAUGGAAUUUUGACAAUACCAGAGGUCAGUAAGGACCAGAAUGGGGCAAUUUACACGUGUAUAGUCACAAGCCCAAGUGGAGAAAUGGCUAGGAGAGCAUUCGAGGUGCAGGUGAUAGAAGCGCCGGUGCUAGAAGAUUUGCUGCUGGGGAACAAUCUGCAGGAAGGACAGAUUGUCAAUAUUUACUGCAAUGUGCGCAGCGGUGAUCUGCCGAUACAUUUUGAGUGGCUGAAAGAUGGGAAAAGGAUACCGGGCAAUUUGAAGGUUGUGGAAAGAAGUUCGGAGUUAUUCAGUGCCUUGGUCAUCAAGAAAGUGUCUCUCGAACACUGCGGGACUUACACCUGCGUUGCCUCCAACCACGUCGCCAAGGUCAACCGGUCUACUGAGCUUUAUAUCAAAGUUGCACCAAAAUGGCUGGAGGAACCAACGAACUCCUCUCUUCUUCUGGGCAGAAGAGGCGCUGUAUCCUGCAGCGCCAGCGGCUACCCUCAGCCACAAGUGCACUGGAUGAAGAAGGAUGCAAUUCUCGGCACCUGGCAACCAGUUCUGGAGCUAGCUGGCGGAGGGAUCCUCAGUCUCCCUAACGGGACCCUGGUCAUAGAAGAAGUAUCGCUCACAGACGAAGGCUUAUACUCGUGCAAUGUGGAGAAUGGAGUCGGCCAACCGCUCAGCAAGACUGUAUGGAUGAGUGUGAAUAAGCCUGUCCACUUCGAGUCGUCAUCGACUAACGUGACCUCACGCCUCGGCCAUCCAGUCUCGCUCGAGUGUCGACCAUUAGGAGAUGACCCCAUCAGAGUCACCUGGACUCACGAUGGUAACCCUGUGGACUAUCAGAGUCAAAGAAUAAAACUAUCAGAAUCAAAGACCUCUCUAGGGCUGGCAAGCACAGUCAACUUCCAGUACUCCGAGACAGGAGACGCAGGGCUGUACCAAUGCAGAGCGAGCAAUCCUUAUGGGGCAGCCAUUUUCAAUGUUCACCUUACUAUAUUGGGUACGUAUUAG
Molecule: messenger RNA, 1443 nt
Organism: Ostrinia nubilalis (European corn borer)
Lineage: Eukaryota; Metazoa; Arthropoda; Insecta; Lepidoptera; Crambidae
Product: cell adhesion molecule Dscam2-like
Exons: 9
Coding region: 1-1443 (480 amino acids)
Biological process (GO): dendrite self-avoidance; homophilic cell-cell adhesion; axon guidance
Cellular component (GO): plasma membrane; axon
Molecular function (GO): cell-cell adhesion mediator activity
Source: RefSeq, a predicted model, not a curated record